AUGGGGUACCGAGUUAGCGGCCGUGUCCAUAGCUUUAAAUCUUCCUCAUCAUAUAUAACACCAUCGGAGCGACGUUGUAUUUGGUUUUUAAUCCUGCUUCUAAUUUUAACCUUAGUAGUUUUACCAAUGUUUAUCAUAAUUUUAACAGUUCAAACAGCCACUGGAAAAUGUUCUUAUUACCUAUCCUAUUAUAAUCGGCAAGUACCCGUAACAGCGUUAGUCAGCCCUCCAGGAUGCGGUAACGAUUGGGUAAGUUAUAUGGUACAGGAAAUAUCUGGAUACCAUGUCGGUAAUGUCUACGACCAUACAGGUGCUUCAGCAAUUGCCGUUGAGGCCAAUUAUAUGAAUCUCAUUGGCCCGGUUGAUAGGGCUAUCGUCAUUAUUCGAGAUCCUUAUGAAUGUAUGCGUGUUUCCUACGAAAAACAACAUUUGCCUGAUGUUCGAUUUAGGUUACAUUACUUGGAGCACAGCGAUAAAUGGAGAAAACACGCGACUUCUGCUAUCCUACUAUGGAAAAAACUAUAUAUGAAUUAUCUAGCCUUUCGUGGACCCAUACUGUUUGUUAAUCAUUCCAAUUUAAAGAGUAAUCUCAAAUAUGAAAUGCAUCGACUAGCUAAAUUUCUAAAAAUCUCUGCUGAUAAUAGAAAAUUUAGUUGUGUUGCUCGAAGUUAUAAGAUUCGAAAAUAUAAGCGUAUGCCCGCCCCGUUAUCGUUUAAUCCAUAUAAACUGCUUAAGCCUGAAGUUCACCAUCUGGUUAAUACCUCCAAAAUAACUAUCAUGAAAUUAAUCAAUCAACGAUGCCAUGAUAAAAAUUCGAAUAAAUGA
Molecule: messenger RNA, 825 nt
Organism: Trichoplax adhaerens
Lineage: Eukaryota; Metazoa; Placozoa; Uniplacotomia; Trichoplacea; Trichoplacidae
Exons: 3
Coding region: 1-825 (274 amino acids)
Source: RefSeq, a predicted model, not a curated record